This is a messenger RNA of Anopheles maculipalpis, 542 nucleotides long. RefSeq names its product probable 28S ribosomal protein S25, mitochondrial (gene mRpS25). The transcript has 4 exons. Gene Ontology annotation, cellular component: mitochondrion. The coding region runs from base 36 to 542 and encodes 168 amino acids. The record is from RefSeq and is a predicted model, not a curated record. Gene Ontology annotation, molecular function: structural constituent of ribosome. NCBI's taxonomy places the organism in Eukaryota, Metazoa, Arthropoda, Insecta, Diptera, Culicidae.
UACAGUAAAAGUGUACCCUCCGUUACUGCCCAAAGAUGCCUUUCAUGAAAGGAAAAGCUCCGAUUCGGAGAACGCUACAAUAUCUUAAUGCCGGCCAGCUGAUGCUGAAGGAUAAGGUGAAAAUAUUCAGCGUAAACUACAACACGUACGGUGAACAUCAUGAGGGAGCAAGGGAUUUCGUGUUUUGGAACAUUCCUCAGAUACAGUACAAGAAUCCAAAGGUGCAGGUAGUAACGUUUAAAAACAUGACCCCGUCUCCUUUCAUUCGCUGUUAUUUCGAGAAUGGUAAACAAAUGUUGAUCGACAUUGAUAGCAAAAACAGACAGGAAAUUCUUCAGCAUCUGACCACCGUUGUGGGCAAAUCUGACGCAACGCUGAAGGCAGAAGCAAAACUAGCCGAAAAACAGGACAACCCUGCGAACUUCGGUGUCGGCUGCGUGAAGCAUUGCAUUUGUGAAAUUCCCGGACAAUUGCCGUGCCCAGGUGUCGUUCCUGUGCCGCAGCAUAUGCGAGGAAAGUUUAAAUAUCAAAUGAAGGAAUAA